Molecule: messenger RNA, 12070 nt
Organism: Monodelphis domestica (gray short-tailed opossum)
Lineage: Eukaryota; Metazoa; Chordata; Mammalia; Didelphimorphia; Didelphidae
Source: RefSeq, a predicted model, not a curated record
CUCGCGAGAUGUGCGGGCGCCAGGGCGUGAUGGUCUCUGGUUCUUUGGAUAGCUGUCCUUCGAAGGAUUUAAGCUACCUUGUGAAAUCCUAAGGUCUUUGACCUUGGGAGUCUGAGAAUCAUAACUUUCGAGACCCAGAGGGGCCAGCCGAAACCAUCUGGUCCUGCUGCUACUGCAUACAGUUGGGGAGACAGGCCUAAGAGGGAGUGAGAGAGGGGAAAUGGCCAAGGUCUUACAGGAUUACCAGUUAUGGGUGGUGUCACUGUCAAAAUUUUUUAUUAAAUGCUUGCUAUAUGCAAGGGCUCUGUAGUAGAUGAUUAGUGUAAAAAGACGAAAAACAGUUCUUCAAGCACCUUACAUUCUAUUUGGGACGUUGGCAGGUAUGCUGACAAAAUGCAAGAUAGAGUUACAUAGGAUAUUUUGCUGCUUUAGGAUGGUGUGUGUAAAUGUGUGACUUUGUCCUGGCAUCAUCAAGUUGACAGUGUAAAGGAAGAACUGGACCAUAUUAAAAGUUAGAGACAAAAAAAAUUUGAGUAGAGAAGGCAAUUCCCUGAGCUGUGCUGGACUGAUGGAGAUGAAGGUAGUAUUAGUGGGCAUAGGGCAGUCUUUGGAAUCAAAACUUGGGUUCAAGUGCUUCCUCUGACAUACAAUUUGACAAUGGGUAAGUCACUUGGCCUUUCAGUGCCCUAGGUAAACGAAGAAUUACAAUGUGGAUGGGUUGAUGAGUAGAAUAUUCUUGGAGUUUCCACAGCAGGAGUCACACAUACUAUGAAAUAUCAGGCCACAUAAGAUGAUGGAAAAUACACCAAGGAACUUCCCCUCUCUUUUUGUCUCAGUAGAUAUAAAUACUUGGAGAGUGCCCUAUGCAGAGAUGUUAUAUAUUUCAGAAAUGUUUGGUGCACACCAUAGCUGUGGGUGUAAAUCAUGACCUCCCUACAAGUUAGUAGAAGAUCUUUAUGAGUUGUCAUAGCUAAAAAAAAUUGCUUCCUUGCUGGCUAAUCUUCUGGCGUUAUAUGUUUCUCUGGCUGUAACCCAAUUGACUCUUAGAUGUCAAUGUGCACUUCUAUUUCCUGGCCUGUAUUUGAAAUAAAGUUUGAUAGGUCCCCUCUAAGACUUGCACUGGGCUAGCAUUAUAGCUGUUAGGAGUCCAAGGUUAUUUCUUUUCUUUUCUUUCGUUCUUUUUUUUUAAUCCUUACUUUCUCUUAGUAUCAGUUCUAAGACAGAAAAGAAGCAAGGGCUAGGCAGUUGGGGUUAAGUGACUUGCCCAGGAAGUGUCUGAGGCCAGAUUUGAACCUACAUUCUCCUAACUCCAUGCCUGGUGCUCUUUGCACUGUGCUUUCUAGCUGCCCUUCCAGGGUCAUUUCCAGGUCAUGAUGAGGCAGAAUAGGACUUUUGUGGAGAUCCAGGUUUAUCAUGGCUAAUAAACAUUUAUUAAGCUCCUACUAUGUGCCAGGUACUAAAUGACUUAAAUGCUGGGGAUACAAUAAAAAAAUAGUCCUUUCCCUCAAAGAGCAUACCAUUUAAUGGGAGAAGACAGUACACCAAAGGAAGCUGAAAAUGGGAGGAGGCACCCUACUCAGACAUGGUGGAGAAGUCAUCUGGGAAGUCUCAAAGCAGUUCAGCCAGAUAAGAAAUGAGUUGCGCUCUCUCCUUAAAGAGAGAGUUGGCUCUGCCCUCUAAUCAGAGAGGCAGAGGAUGGUGAUGUGGUAGAUCACUCAUGGUAAAUCAGUAAAUUAGAAUUCUGACUUAUAAGUUAGUUUUUUUAAUCAAUUUUAUUAAUUUGAAAUUAUCCAUAGAGUUUGAACAUACUUGGUUGAAAUGAUAAAAUAGAAUUUCUGACCCUAAAAAUCUAAGCUUCAGAAACUAGACCCAUGAUGACCCCACUGAGGUACAAACACCUAGUGAGAUCCUGUCUAGGACAAACAACUAGCCUCUAUUUGUACAUCUUGAUUAUAAGCCCAUAUCAAUAAACACAUCAUGUCAGGGAAAAACUUCAGCUGGUGCCUUUAUUAUUCUCUCUGCCCUCCUGCCUUACACUCAGGGACUGGCCAAUAACCUGCUACGCAAAACUAGCCAGCAGUGACAAGAUGCUGAGAGUGAGAAUUCGUCUUCUCUACUGACAUUUAUUGAGUAUGUGUUUAUAUGAUAUGGUGCAAUGAAUGAGGUGUCCUGAAAAGUGGUAUUUCUUGACCAUAAUCAAAUAUCAGCAUCUUUCUCUUUGUUUUUUUUUUCCAGUUUUGUUUUGCUAUGAUUUCAUUGGCUUAGGGUGUUCUCCAUUGAGAAAAACUAUAUACAUCCAUUUAGAUCAGCAACUGUUUUAUAAUUGAUUGUUAUGAGAGAGACACAUGACAUAGUAGACAUGGAGUGGUAGAUUUGGAGUCAGUUAAUUCUAGGUUUGAAUCCUAUUCCAGAUCUGAAAUAUGAUCCUGGACAAAUCACUUAAACUCUCUUAGCUUCAGUUUUCUAAUCUGCAAAAUGAGGAUAUCAAACUGUGGUCUUCAAGGACCCUUCUUGGUCUAAAUCUGUGAUUGUAUGAUGUUUAAAUUGAUUGACAUUACUGAGAACUUAAGUGAAUUGCCCAGGGCCAUUAUGUGUUAGAGGUGGGCAAUGAAUCUAGAAGUUUUUGAUUCUAAGCUAGCUCUCUAUCCAUUAUACCACCAUGUCUCACUAGCAUUUUUAGAUUAGAAGUAGAAGACUGUAUUAUAUGAAUGUUUGAGACCUGUUACACUUCCUAAUUUAUGGAACCUAAUUUGAUGUUUAAUUUGUGUUUCUGGUUAUGGCUCUCAGUUGGUUGCAAGGAUUUAAGCUAGAACAGCCCUGGGAUAUCUGGAUUACCACAGGAAAGUGUAACCCAGGACUGACUCAUUCUUUUAAUUGAGACCAGAGUAGUUCCAGAAUGGUUUCAUUCCUUUGAGGUUCUCUUAAAUUAAAAUAUUACCUUAAGAGUCCCAGACAUAAUAGAACAAAGAAAUGACUCAAACCCUAGGAUUAACCCUGAAACCAGAAAGCCAUAUUGUCACACUAGGCAGAACUUUUAUUUUUUUUUAAUUUGGAAAUUUUUAUUUAAUUAAUUAAUUUAGAAUAUUUUCCCAUGGUUACAUGAUUCAUGUUCUUUCCCUCCUCUCCUCCCACCCCCCUCCUGUAGCCAAUGAGCAGUUCCACUGGGUUUUACAUGUGUCAUUGAUCAAGACCUAGUUCCAUAUUAUUGAUAUUUGCACUAGGGUGAUAGUUUAGCGUCUACAUCCCCAAUCAUAUCCCCAUCAACCCAUGUGAUCAGGUAGUUGUGGGCAGAACUUCUAAAAAGACAGUUGUUUUGUGAGAAAUGUGAGGUAGAUGAUAAGGAACAGCUCUUGCUGGGAAUGGAGGUAUUUUCAUUCCUUAGAGUAGGAGCUAAUCUUGAAACAGUAGUUUUUACCCUUCAAAAAAAAAUUGUCCUUUCCUGCCUCUUUUUAUGUAAUAGUUUUCUUGGAGUUCCCUUCCUUCUGUUCCCUCUGACUGUUGAAAUCAUAGUCACACUUCAGAUCAAAUGCUUACUUUCUCAUCAAGCAUUGCCCAGGAACCAUAUGUAGGAUAUCCACUUCACAUGAGGCAUUUUGCUAGGGAUAAAAAGAGAGACAUAAUGCAGACUCUGCUCCUACAAUUCAAUAGUAGGGAAAUGACAUUUAUAUAUAUAUAUAUUCAAAUAAUCAUGCCAGGUACUUAGUAGGUUCUUAAAUGCUUAUUGAUUAAUGAAGUAAAUGCAAAGGAGAGAGCCAACAAAAGUUCAUGAAAACUGUAAUAAUGGAGAUAAUUUUCAGAUGGGGGUAGUGGUGGUUGGGAUCAAGGAAUACUUUAAGCAUCUGAGUUGGUUAUUGAAAGAAGAGGACAUAUUAAUGAACUGAAGCAGGUAGCAGAGGAACAACUUUUUGGGGAGGUAAUGUUGUAGAGUGGAAAGAGCAUUAGACUUGGACAGAGUAUGAAUUUUGUCUGUGCCAGAGAUGGGAUUCUAGGCAAGUUUCCACAUCUGUAAAACAAUGAUAAUAUUGCUUUUACUAACUUAUGAAGUAAAUAAAUCUUGAAAUGCUAUACAAAAUAUAGGAUUAUUAUUCUAAUGAAUUGGUAGUAGAGUACAAAAAUCUGCAAAAUUGGGAGAAUUGGUUCUAUGACCCCCUUGAGUAAAGGACUGAUGUUGUAGUGCAGAUAAUUUAGAAAGUUGCCCUAGUCAUAGCAAAUAUCUCACCUUUCCUGCACCCCAACCCAGGUUCCUCUAGACUCAGACUAGGCUUUAUUUUUUUCCUUUUUUUCCUUUAGUAACACACUUAAUAUAGAUUUUCCAAAGUUAUAUGAUUCAUAUUAUCUCCUUCCCUUCUUCCCUUCCCCUUCCUGGAGUUGGCAAGCAAUUGAAUAUGGGUUAUAUAUGUAUUAUUGCACAAAACACAUUUCCCAUAUUCUUCAUUUUUGUAAGUAAAUCUUUUUUUGGUAAUUUUUUUGGAAAUGAUUUUUUGUAAAUCUUAUAAAACCCAAACCAUAAAUCAUAUACCUAAGUAAACAAGUGAUAAAUCAUAUGUUUCCAUCUGCAUUUCUACUCCAACAGUUCUUUCUCUGCAAGUGGAUAGUAUUCUUUUUCAUAAGUCCCUCAGAAUUGUCCUGGGUCAUUGUAUUGCUAUUAGUAGCAAAGUCUAUUACAUUUGAUUAUCCCUCAGUAUUUCAGUCACUGUGAAUAAUGUUCUCCUAGUUCUGGUUAUUUCACUCUGUAUCAGUUCAUGUAGGUCUUUCCAGUUCAGACUAGACUUUAUAUUUUAAAAAAUCACUUGCAUGUAAUAUUCCAUACAUCAAUCACAAAAUUAACUAAUUAAUUUGCUCCCGUUGAGAACUCCAGGAAAAUCUCCAAAAAUAUACCUAUAUUGACUAUUUCCUGUUAAGAUUCUUAUCUUGCCCUUUUGUGUGACCCAAACAAGAAAACAUAUUUCCAUUGUAAUUUAGAAGAACUUUACUGGGAGAAAUAAAAAAGAUAAAGCAAUAAAACUCAAAGGGGCAGAGCAUUUCUCUGGAAAAGAAUCACCCCUUAUAUAUGCCUACCCAGAAUUUUUCUCUGUCUCUACCUUAGAAGUCUUAAAACAAUUGCUAUCUGUUUAAGACCUAUGCCCAGUAUGACAAUUCAUGACAUUCCUUGCAUUUUUAGAGUGGUGGUUAUUUCCUCUUAACCUCUAUUUGUGUCCCAGAGUGUGACGGUUCAGGUAGAAACCAGAGGAAUUGGAAGAGAAGAUCCCCCUACAUAAAUAUAGGGUCUAAACUAGGAAUAUAUGCUAUGGAGAAGGGAAGAGGGGAAAUAGAAAAUAGUCCAAUUUGGCUGGCAGGUAGGAGAAUAAAGUAAAAUAUGGUUGGAAAAGUACCUUGGAGCCAAAUUAUUGGAUGACAGAGGUGAAGCUUUGAAUAUCAAAACUGAGGGUUUAGAGGCAGCCCAGGUAACAUAGUGUAUAGUGCAACAGGCCUAGAGUUGGGAGAACUUGAGUUCAGAUGUGAAAAUCACUUCACCCCCAUUGCCUAGCCCUUUCUCUUUUUCUUAGAAUUGAUACUAAGACCCAAGGUAAAGAUUAAAAAAAAAAAGGUUAAGGGUUCAUAUUGUUAUUUAAUUUCACCUGGGCCUUCACAGUUGCAUGGUAACUUUUUUUUUUCUUGAUUGAUUCCAUUUUGCAUUUCCUACUACUUCUCUUCCAGACCUUCUUCUACCAGAUACACCACUCCUCCUCCUUCCUUUUAGUAGAGGGAUUCAUUUCAUUAUUUGAGAAAAAUGAAGCUGAGCUUCCUCUUCUCUCCCAAUCUAUGUUCCUCAGGUCAUCUCAAAAUCACCCAUUAUUCAUGCUUCCUUUUCCUCAGAAUCUGAGGGAGAGAUGGUUUUCUCCAUGCCAAGGCUUCUAUUUAUGUUCUUGAACGCUAGUAGCUGUUAAAAGAAAAAUCCUGUUUUUUUGUGUAAUUGAAGAAAAAAAUAAAAUAUUAUGAAAUCCUUUUAGAAAAAAUAAGAAAAAUUCUAGUUCAGACCUUGUUCAAAUAAAGGCAAAUAAAGGAAGUAAGUCAAAGGAGUUUAGUGGCCCCCUCUGGUAUGAAGCAGUUGGAAUGGGUUAUUUUUUUUUAAUUGUUGGUUAUUUUUUUUUCACUCAUGUCUAACUUUCCCCCCAUUUGGGGUUUUCAUGGCAAAGAUAAUGGAGUGGUUUGCCAUUUCCUUCUUCAGGUCAUUUUAUAGAUGAAGAAACUAAGGCAAGUGGAAUUAAAUACCCAGGAUCAUGUCGUACUAAGUGUUUGAGUCCAGAUUUGACCCCAGUCUGGCACUCUAUCCACUAUGCCACCUAGGUGGAGUGGGACCAGUGCUAAAUCAAUGCUCCAGCCUACUUUAUAGACAGUAAUAGAACAAUUUACAUAUAAAGGUAAAACAGUUGAAAUUGGUGGAGGUGUUCUUGAAGAGGGGAGACAAGUGCCAUCUCAGUGCCUCCCACUAAAGGUAUCAUUGGGAGAUAAGAUGAAUUCUUAGAUGAUGGGAUUAGGAGACCUUACCCUUUCUUGCAGUCUGCCUGAGAAUAGCACCUAAUGGUUAAAAUAUGGGGAGUCACUGAGACUGUAUUUUCCCUAGUGGCCUGAUUUUAUGUAGAGCUUAUUCCUUUAAUCAUCUCCAGAGUCUUUCUUGUAAUCACCUUCUCUUUAUCCACAGGCUUCUUUUUCUGCUGUCUACAAGCUUAUACAGAGGCAACUAGGUGGCACAAUGGAUAAAAUUCUGGGCCUAGAGUCAGGAAGACCUGAGUUCAAAUUUAGCUUCAGAUGCUAGUUAAAAGUUCUAUUCCUUCAUGGUUAGGUAGAGAAGAGAGAAGAGGGAGGACAAGAUAAUACAUUCUUUUUAGGCUUACCCUUUCAUUUCAGCCAUUUUUCUUGGGACAAUGCUGAAACUCUCAUAAUGAGACCUCACCCUAACUUAAGGUAAACUCAGCACCUUUGUGGAUGAGGUAAAGUGAACUCUAGAAAAUGACAGAGGUUUUGCCCCAGUGUUUUACACAGUGCAUAUAGAAGAAUAGGAAACGAGUUGAGAGUGGUGAAGUUACUUGUCCAAACCACCCAGACUUAAAAAUGCCUCGGAGGAAGAAGAAAGUUGCAGAAGCUACUGACCCUGAGAGAUUGGAGGAGGAAAAUGAAGAAAUUCUCAAAGUAAAGAAGAUGGAAAACUUAUUCAUUGUCAUCUCUGAUAGUGAUGAGGAAUCUGGGGAAGAGAAUGGACUGCCAAGGACAAGGUCAAUGCAGCCGUUGGAUAGAGCAAAGUUUGCAGCCAAAAGAAGAAUUACACAGAUGACAGAAGAGGAGCAGUUUGCUUUGGCUCUGAAAAUGAGUGAACAAGAAGCACAGCAAGUGAAUGACCAGGCAGAAGAAGAAGAGGCGCUCUUAAGGAAGGCCAUUGCUGAGAGCUUGAAUAGUUGCCAACCUUCUGAUUCCUCUGCUACCACCUCUGCACCUUUGUUCACUGGAGUACCUGGACAGUAUCAUCAGGAGAAACCAGUGGUCUCUGAGACUAUUGAAUACACGUUGCCUCGUCCUGAAUCUUCACACUCUCCUAUCACCUCCCUGGCACAGGCAUUUCAAUCUGAACAGACAGAAGUGCCCAAAAGCCCUCUGGUGAUGUUGAAGAGGUUAAGUCAAGAAAUAGUUGAAAGCUCAUUAGUAUCAAGCAUAAUUUUAUCUCAAGAAAAGAGCCAACUGUUGCUUAAAUCCAAUGAAACACGUUCCUCACCUAUUUUAAGUGACUCCAGUGAUGAAUUAUCAAGUCCUCCUGGUAAAAAACAGUUUGUUCUGAGUCCUACUUUUUCUCGAGUACCUACAGGAACAUGGCAGCUGGUACCUCGGAAAUUGUUUGCAAACGCAUGCGUUAGCCAAGAAGAGGAGGCUGAAGCAAGAGAGAAGUGUUUGGAUCAUACUGUUGACCUGGAAGUGGAGCCAGUCACUGGAAGUUCAGGAAUUAGGGAUAAAUUCAACCAGCCAAUUCUUGAGAGUAAGAACUCUAACUUUUUUGAUAAUGGGACUAGUCAAUGGACUGAAGGUACAAAGUGUAAACAGCCUAAAGAAAAUAGUAGGCUAGGUUGUGGUUCUUUCAUGGCUACACAAAGGAAAGAAAAGACACCUCAGUUCCGCCUCCCUGGCACAAUUGAUGUCAAGGGUCUGCAGGAAGAAAUUGGAGGCACUGUGCACUAUUACUGGGGCAUCCCGUUCUGCCCUAUUGAAAUGGACCCUAACCAGUAUACUAAGGUCAUACUAUGUCAGCUGGAGGUUUAUCAGAAAAGCCUGAAAUUGGCUCAGAGGCAACUUCUUCAAAAAAAAGAGUUUGGAGAGCCAAUAUUACCUGACUCUCCUUCCCUGCUGCAAAAGGAGCAUGAUGGACGAGAUCAAGCCAAAGGACUAAAUGAAUCUCUUGCAGAAAAGAUAGGAAACGAUAACACAGAAACAAGGAAAGAACUACUGACAUCUACCUGGCAUUUAAAAAGGAAGGCUAUCCAUGGGAGUCCAUUGCAGAGUUUGAAAGAAAAGGCUUUACUGGAGGAAGAACCAACAACCAGUCACCAUCAGAGUUCCCAGGUUCUAUUUGCUGAGGAUACACGUGAAGAGGAUGAAGUUAUGACAAUUACAUCAAGCCCCACUGCUCUAUGUCUGUUAGCCCGUAAGAGAAACCGAGUUAUUGCCAGAGGACACUCAGCAGAGGACAUCACUGUCUGCCCAGAGACUCAACUAAGUCCAUCUGAAGUUCUUGUAUUUGAGAGAGAAGAGGCAUGCCUGGCUAGUAAAGAAAGACCUGUUAAGGCUGCUGUCAAUGAAAAUAUUGAGAAAGAAAUGUCUGCCUCCAUCUUCUCGGCUCAUAUCCAGGUGUCCUGCCCAAUGUGUGACCAGGGUUUCCCACCCACAGAAAUUGAGCUGCAUGCCAUGUAUUGCAAUGGUUUAGUGGGGGAGGAGGAAAGCAGAGACUCACCAGUGUUGACUCGGAAAAGGAAACUGGCCAAGAAUAAGAGUGACAAUAGGAGAGACACCCAGCCAUCCCUAGACAUUGACAAGAUUGAGAAAUGUUACCUCUGCAAAUCCCUGGUUCCUUUCAAAGAGUAUCCAAGUCAUGUAGACUUCUGCCUUCAGAUUGCAACAGAUGACCAAGGAAACAAACUGGAAAGAGACAAUGGACGAUCUUCAGAUUCUGAAGGAAAAAGUGAGAGGCAGAAGAACACAAAGGAAGGGGAUAAGAAUGGAGGACGACUCCUCAGCUUGUUGGAGCAGUCUGAAAAUAAGUCUGCAGAUAUUGAUAUGAAGACAGAGAUGGCAUCAGAAGGAGAAGCUUUCAGGUAUCCCCAUUCAGAGAUGGAGAAUGCAGAUUGUAGCAGAAGAGUCCAGAGCACCUUUAAUUUGAAUGACUCUCCCAUCAAGUCUUUUGUUUCUAUUUCGGAAGCCAAGGAUUGCCUGGUGGACUUUAAAAAACAACUUUCCGUUCGACCUGGCAGUCGGAAACGGACCAAAGCGAACAGAGGAAAAAGGAGAAAAACUUGAGCUUCUUGCAAUGGAAUGGAAGGUUGACAGAUCCAUUUAAGAAAUAUGUGGCUGGACUUCUUUCUGUAGCCCAAUUACUGUUCUUUCUCUACUUAUUGGUCAGGGUCAGGCCAUACCUUUGUCAUUACCAGCACAACUACUCAAAUCUUUUAAAAAAUGUUUUCUAUGAUCUGUAUAGGGAAAAAGUGUAUAGAAUUUGUGUUUUCUAAUUACUUGUUUGAAAUUGCUUAUAGUUAAAAGAAAAAUGAAAUAUAUUUAUGUAUGUUUCUAUGAAACUAAAGCAAUAAGGUUUUCCUUUCCUUCCUUUGUUUAUGGUUCCUCAUGUUAGACAUACUAAUUUUAGAGAUAAGGAAUCACAGAUCACGUGUUUCAGAAUUAAAUGCAUCAUUGGCUGUGGACUUGUCACCAGUAUUCUUGAUCUUGGGUCACUUGGUGUGCAUUGUUCCAAACAGUUUCCAUAGUUACUCCCUUGAACUUUUCAGGCCUCUCUUUCCUCUGAGCUUUAUUCCUAAGAAGCUUCAUCCAUCUGAAAUAUUCUGCCAUCUUCGUGAUUCCUCUACAGUCUUUACAACAGACAGAAUUCUAGAUGGCCAUUCCUAGCAGUAUUUUUCUGUUAAGUAAGAGAAUGUUCUGAAAUCAGUUAUUUGUUCAACCUCACAAGGCUCUUGUUAUGUAUAGUCAUUUUCUCUUCACACUAGCCGGUGGGAAUGUCAAUUGGUUAGAAAUGAUCUCAGCUCUGUUUUGUAUUAGCCGGAGUUUUACAGAGGCAGCAGAGUGUCUCUGAUUUGCUUAUGGUGAGUUGUACUACUGGAUGCUGAGAUGUAGCCCAAAUUUCAUCCAGUAUACUAGCAGAAUUUUAGCUUCUAAGGAUGAUAAAAGCAUAAGGCAAUAGGAAAAAAUAUUCAAGGUAUAGGAGAAAGGAGUCCUAGGAUAAUGGGGAGAGCACUCCCUGACCUUGGAGUCAGAGGACCUAGAUUUGAAUCCUGGCUCUGCUCAUUGCUUUAGGUGUCCUUUGGAAAGUCACUAACUUUAGGCUUAGCUUUUAAUAUGAGGAGAUUGGACUAAUUAAUCUCUUCAGUUCCUAAAUUCUAUGACUCUUCUGUAAGAUUCUGUUGAUAAAAGAUCCAGAUGGUAAGAGACAUUGACAAGGAAUAAGUGAUCAAAGCUUCUUUUAAUGUACACCAGAAAGGUAAAGGAGGUGGCAGCUGACUUCAAAUAGAUCUUUUACUAGGGAAACCUCAAGCAAGCUCAGUUUCCUCUGACUUCUACUUUUAGAAGUCCAGAAUUUUUGUUUUUUUAGAACUGGAGUGUUUCCAAAGGCACCUGAUUAUAGAAGGUACAAUUCAAAUCUAAGUUAUGGCUGAAACUGUCAUCAUAAUAUUUCCUCCAGGGUGGGUGGAGUGCUGCUAUACAGUUCUCACUCUCUUGGAAGAAGAUGGGAAAUAAGGAACACACAAGAACCUGGCCCUUUUUGGUGGAAGAAGGCAAGAUUAUGGAGCAUCCUAAAUGUUUGCUGCUGUUACUUUUGCUCCUUCCAAACUAUUCCCUCACCUGUCCAAAAAAAAGAACAGUCUGACAUUGACACCACUUUGCUCUGUGUGUGUGUGUGUGUGUGUGUGUGUGUGUGUGUGUGUGUGUGUGAUGACCUGUGCCAAACAGUCAUUCUAUACUCAUGAGAGGGAGAUCCUCUUAUUUCUGCUCUUCAGUGCUGGGGAAAAUGCUGCAUUUUGAUUGUGGUAUUGAUUCUUUACCUGUUUUCCUUCUAAUGACAAGCGGUUUAUUAGUUAUGCACCAUCAGCUCAAAUCCUGCUAGUUUUUGCUCUCCCUAAAUGGCAAUUUAUUGAAGGUAGAUCUCCAUAAAUAGGGGAUAUAGUGUUUAUCUUUUGUCUGAAGAUAAAGGAAGUAAAGAACUAAUCCUGGAGAAUGAAUUACUUUUCUUUAAGUUUGAGUAUUCACCAUACAAGUUUGGUGAAUUGAUGAAUUGAAUUGAUGAAUCCAUAUUCUAUUGAAGUAGGAUAUGGGUUAGGAAAAUAGGAACCCAAGAGACCCAAUUAUCUUAUGAAUUCAUGAAUAGGAAAUGGGGAGGUUGGAGGGAGGGAAGGGAAUUCCUCAAUAUUUACCUUUUGUGGGCAAAGACUAAUUUAAAUCUUUCCCUCCUUUACUAACACCCUGCUUCAACUUCAUUCUUACUUGGAAUCUCCCCCAGUACCCAAGACCUUCUCAUCCUGGAAUAUCCCAUUGGUGUAUUCACCUGGAGCAGCCUCUGGUUUAGGGAGGAGCCAAGGUUGGCCAGCCUUCAUCUCCUUCCUUGCCCUGCUUCUGACUUUCCAGACUUAAAUGCCAUGUACUUAUGUCAGAUACCUUCACCUCUUCCCAACCUUUCCAGCUUCUUUUUGUGUGUUGUCUUCUCUCGUUAGAUUGUAAGCUCCCUGAGGGCACAGAUUGUGUUUUUGCUUGUAUUUAUUUGUAUCCCCAGAGCUUAGCAUAGUGCUUGACACAUAAAGAAUGCUUAAUAAAUGCUUGUUUCCUUGCA